Diorhabda carinulata is the source of this 1122-nucleotide messenger RNA. Its product is annotated as facilitated trehalose transporter Tret1-2 homolog. Gene Ontology annotation, biological process: transmembrane transport. Gene Ontology annotation, molecular function: transmembrane transporter activity. Lineage: Eukaryota; Metazoa; Arthropoda; Insecta; Coleoptera; Chrysomelidae. The coding region runs from base 1 to 1122 and encodes 373 amino acids. Gene Ontology annotation, cellular component: membrane. The record is from RefSeq and is a predicted model, not a curated record. The transcript has a single exon.
AUGACUAUAAUAGCUUUUAGUAAACACGUUUACUUCUAUUACGCAUGUCAGUUUGUUAACGGUUGUAUUCUAUCAGCUGUACUUGUCACAGUGCCAGUUUAUAAUAACGAAAUAGCUACUGAAAAAGAUCGUACUUGGUUGGGUUGCGUCGUAAGUUUAGGUUUACCAAUUGGUGUAUUGAUUAGUUACAUAUUAGGAGCUGUUAUAACUAGUUUUGAAUUAUUUACUUUAACUAGUGCAAUACCGUCUUUAUUACAUCUAGUAUCAUCUUAUUUUAUAGUGGAAACACCGAUGUAUUUAGCCAGUAAACAAAGAAAACGUGAAGCUUUGAUUGUUUUAAAAAAAUUGAGAACGUAUAAAAACGAUAAAGAUGUUUAUAAGGAAUACGAAUAUAUUGAAGAUAUUUCUACUAAUCACGUUGGUAAAAAAACGAAUAUUUUCCGUAUAUUUACGAGUAGAACUUCAAGAAAAUCUUUAUUUAUUUGUAUUAUCGUUACAUUUACUCAGCAAAUAUCUGGUAUUAGUAUAAUUUUGUCUUUUAUGGUUCCAAUAUUCACAGAAGCAGGUGCUGCUUUAUCGCCAAAUGAAAUUAGUAUAUUAACCGGUUCCAUACAACUUUUCGUUGUUAUUCUAGUUUCUUUGAUAGUUAAUAAAUUUGGUAAAAGACCUCUUUUAUUAUUUUCAUCAUUUUUUUGUUCAAUAUCAAUGCUUGGAAUCGGUUUAUACUUUUUAUUGAAAAGUAUCGAGUUACCAGUCUAUUUGCAACUCCGUUGGUUACCAGUUGUAUGCGUUAUAACUUUUAUUAUAUCCUAUGGUUUGGGAUUGGGAUCCAUACCGUUGGGAUACAUAGGGGAGUUGUUUAAACAAGAUUUAAGAACGACGGGAAUGGGCGUCGCUAUGUUAUUUGGAGGUGUGUUGGUUUUUGUUUUAGAUUUUGGGUUUCCGUUGCUGGCGGAAGCUUACGGCAUACAUGUUUGCAUGUUUUUAUAUGGUUUUGCUACUUUUACCGGUUUUCUUUUGUUACUUUUAUUUCUUCCUGAAACUAGAGGUGAAAGCUUGAAGAGUAUACAGAGAAUUAUUGAAAGUAAAACUAUACAAUUGAAAGUUUUUGGAAAAAGUUGA